AUGGGAGGUGUAGCAGUUCUUCACCCACAAGACUUGUUCAACCAUAAUCAUCGUAGCCACCAGUUCAUUUCUCCGGCUAUGAAAUCUCACUCUACCCGCCGGAAUCUUCAUCCGGCUCCUAGUAGAUCUUGCAAUCGCCGGAAGAGAAGUCCUCAGAAAAGUACCGCCUUGCCUUCGAAGCGAAGUAAUCACCCCCGUAACUCCUCCCCUUCCUCCAAGCCCACCGGUAACGGUCCCGUGAUUGUGGGUCCCCUUAAGAUUCUGAAGCGGGGCGAAGCGCUGCCCGUCUCCACGACGCCGCCAUCCUUAGAUCUGACUCCUCUGCAGCAGCAGCCGCCGCCGUCACCGCCAGUUCAGAAAGCUCCUGCAAAUAGUACUACUAAGAAAAAGAAGAUUGGCGCCGGAGUUCCUCGCGAGUUAGCCGUCUUGAGUGCCCCCGAGCCUGAAUUGAAGCAGAUCCAGCGGAUCUCGGAUUGUUACGCCGGAUCCGCGUUUAUAUCUUCGCCGCCGCCUAGUUCUCUCCCCGUCCCGGCCUUCUUCAGGAAGAAAAAUCUCGUCUUGACGGACGAUGACAACACCGCCACUAACAGUAAUAGCGAUGAUGACGCUACAAGCGAUUUGCUGAGGCUUCUUAGGCUUGAUCUGUCAUGA
Coffea eugenioides is the source of this 651-nucleotide messenger RNA. RefSeq lists its product as uncharacterized. The coding region runs from base 1 to 651 and encodes 216 amino acids. Lineage: Eukaryota; Viridiplantae; Streptophyta; Magnoliopsida; Gentianales; Rubiaceae. The transcript has a single exon. The record is from RefSeq and is a predicted model, not a curated record.